AUGAAGCCCCCCGGGGCCGUGGGGACGCUGCUGCGCGCGCUCGGCCGCCGCGAUGGCCCCGACACGCCGAGGCCGUCCCCAGCCGCCCCCCACGCGUUCCGCGAGCGGAGCCUGCGCCGGGGGGCGCCCUGCGGGGGCUGCGGGACCCCCCUGGGACCCCACGGGCUCGUGUGCAGAGUUUGCAAAGUCGCCGCCCACAAGAGAUGUGAGAGCAAGGUGACGUCACCGUGCCAACCUCUGCCCCCGCCUGAGCUGAGGCGGAACACGGCCCCGGUGCGGCGCAGCGAGCGCGUGGGCUCCUCGCUCGACAGCGCCCCCCAGCGGAGCACCCUGCCCAGGACCCCCCGCGCCCCCAGCCCCGAGCGGAUCCUGAGCGUGGCCCUGCCGGGGGGCGAGGGGGGGCCCGGGGGGCACCUGCGGCACCUGGCGCGGCUGCUGGGGGCGCGGCACGGCCCCAACUACACCAUUUUCAACCUGGCCGAGAAGCGCCGCGACCUCCCGCGCCUGAACCCCAAAGUGAGGGGGGGUCUGGAUUUCGGGUGGCCGGAGCUGCUCGCGCCCCCCCUGGAGCUGCUCUGCUCCGUCUGCAAAGCGCUCGAGGGGUGUCUGGGGGGGCACCCCCGCAACGUGGCCGUGCUGCUCUGCAAGGGCAGCAAGGCCCCGGUCGGGGUGGUCGGGGCGUUUCUGCACUACAGCGACGUGUGGGGCAGCCCCGAGCAGGCGCUGAACGCACUGAGCAUGAGGAGAUUCUGCGAGGAGAAAUUGGGGGGGGUCCUGCAGCCCUCCCAGCGCAGGUACACGGAGGAUUUUGGGGCGCUGCUCUCGGGGCGGCUCCGCCUGAACAGCUCCCCCCAGUUCCUGCACCACGUCCUGCUGCCCCCCCUGCCCGCCUACGACCCCCCCGACGGUUGCCGCCCCUUCCUCAAGAUCUACCAAUCGCUGCAGCUCGUCUACACCUCGGGGGUCUACCCCCCCGCCUCGCAGUCUCUCUGUGUCACCCUGGAACCAGCGCUGCUGCUCAAGGGCGAUGUGAUGGUGCGCUGUUACCACCGGCGGCGGGGGGGGCGCGAGGCGGUUUUUGGGGUUCAGUUCCACACGGGGACCCUGCGCGGGCCCCGCCUGAGGCUGCGCCGGGACGAGCUGGACCUGGCCUGGCAAGACCAGCGCUUCCCCGACGCCACCGUCGAGUUCAUCUUCUCCUCAGGCCCCGAGAGGGUCGAAGGCUGGGUCGCCCCCCGCGGCCCCCCCGCCACCCCCAUCGAUUAUGGGGUGCGGGACCCCGCAGUGCGGCGCGAUUCCUUUGAGGAGCCCUGGGACAGCCCCGAGGAGCCCUCCCACACCUGGGGUCCCCUGGAUGGCAGCCCCUACGCCCGCGUGCAGAAGAAGGGGGGUCCCUCCUCCCACGGGGGGGACUCUGACUCCCCGCCCCCCCCCGGAGCCCCCCACGGCCGCCCCCCGCCCCCCACGGCCGCCGAGCGCCGGGAGCUGGAGCAGCUGCUGGGGGGGUUCGGCCCCCCUGGGACCCUGACACCCCACGGCUUUCCCACAUCCUGUGGAGCCCCCAAACCCCAGGGCUCCCCCACACCCUAUGACCCCUCAAAGCCCUACGGGACCCUGACACCCCAUGGCCCCCCAGCACCCCAGGGGUCCCCAGCUUCCUACGGGAGCCCGGCGCCCCAUGGCCCCCCAGCAUCCCCCGGGACCCCAAUAUCGCACGGGGUCUCCGCGCCAUAUGGCACCCACAGGACCCCAAUAUGCCGGGGGUCCCCGACAUUCCACGGGACCCCACUUUCCCAGGACACCCUGGUGCCCAACAGCACCUUGGGAUCCCAGGGGACCUUCACAUUCCAGGGCUCGCUGCUGCCCUACAGCCCCCCAGCGUCCCACGGCACCCCAACAUCCCUGGAGACCCCGACUCCGUACGGCACCCCAACAUCCCAGGGGUCCCCAUCGCCCUAUGGGACCCCAAAAUCCUAUGGGACCCCCCCAUCUCACGGAUCCCCAACACCCCAGGGCCCCCACACGCCCCAGAGCCCCCCCCCAGCCCAGAAGUCCCCGGUGUCCUACAGCCCCCCAAUCCCCCACGGGACCCCACUGAUCUACGAGAGCCUGACCCCCUACGGGACCCCGACAUCCCGGGAGAGCCCAGCCCCCCACAGCUCCCCGACAUCCUACAGCCCCCCAAAACCCCACGGCACCCCGGCAUCCCCCGGCCUCCCCAUGUCCCACAUCACCCCGAUAUCCGAGGGACUCCCAGCCCCCCCCCAUGUCCCACGGGCCCCCCGCAUCCCUGAGCCCCCCGGGAGCCCACGGGACCCCCUCAGUGCACAGCCCCCCCGCACCCCACGGCAUGGCAGCGCCCCAGAGCCCCCCCUCAGUGCACAGCCCCCCCGCACCCCACGGCAUGGCAGCGCCCCAGAGCCCCCCCUCAGUGCACAGCCCCCCCGCACCCCCACGGCAUGGCAGCGCCCCAGAGCCCCCCUCAGUGCACAGCCCCCCGCACCCCACGGCAUGGCAGCGCCCCAGAGCCCCCCCUCAGUGCACAGCCCCCCCGCACCCCACGGCAUGGCAGCGCCCCAGAGCCCCCCCUCACCUGGACCCCCCCGUGGCCCCCCCCUGUGCCGCCGGGCCAGCCUGGCCUCCUCCCGGGACCCCCCCAAACGGGGGGUGCAGCGCUCGCUGUCCGAGGGGUUCCCCCCGUGGGGGAGCUACGGGCGCCCCGUGGCGGGGGGGACUGCCAGGGCUGGGGGGGCAUCUCCCCGCUGCCCACCCGCCCCGUUUACGGCGGCCAUGGCUGGGGGGACCCCCCCGCGCCGCCUCCGGAGCCCCCAAAUUGCCCCCACUGCGGCCGCCCGGGGCUGGGAGCGGAGCGGGACCCCCCCCCCCGGAAAAGGGGGCUACGACCCCCCCGCCGUGGGGGAGCCCCAGGAGCCGACAGGACGGCGGAGCCCCAUUGAGGGGACCCCCUGGCCGGGCCCCCCCCGCGCCCCCUCCCCCGGCAGCGGCACCCCCGGUUCCCCCCCGCCCCCGCAGCCGCCCCUGCCCGAGAAGCGGCACCCGCCGGCCCCGGGGGGGCCCCGCGACCCCUCCUCACCCCAGCGCAGCCCGGGGGGGGCCCAGGGAGCCCCCUCGGCGGGGGAGGGGCCGGGCGGGACCCCCCCCGGGGGCACCUUCGUGCAGGACACGAGCAAGUUCUGGUACAAACCGGGGCUGUCCCGGGAGGAAGCCGUGGCGCUGCUCAAGGCGGCCCCGCCCGGCUCGUUCCUCGUCCGCCGCAGCAGCAGCUUCCCGGGGGCCUUCGGGCUGGCGCUCAGGGUGGGGGUCCCGCCCCCCCGCGCCGCCUCCAGAGCGGGGGACCCCCAGGAGCAGCUGGUGCGGCACUUCCUGAUCGAGACGGGCCAGGGCGUCAAAAUCCGGGGGUGCCCCGAGGAGCCCUACUUUGGGAGCCUCCCAGCGCUGGUGCUGCAGCACUCCAUCACCCCCAUCUCACUGCCCUGCACCCUCCGCAUCCCCCACGCAGAGCUGCAGGAGGAGCCCCCGGAGCCGCCGGGACCCCCCAAUGUCAGCACGGCCGGAGCCCUCCUGAGGCAGGGGGCAGCCUGCUCCGUGCUGUUCCUGGGCUCGGUGGGCACCGAGGCCCUGACUGGGCCCCAGGCCGUGGCCAAGGCCGUGGGGUCCCUCCUGGAGGGGCUCCGAGCAGGGGGGUCCCCGCGGCCCCCCCCCAGCCCCGUGCACUUCAAGGUGUCGGUGCAGGGGAUCACCCUGACGGACCGGCAGCGCAAGCUGUUUUUCCGCCGGCACUACCCCGUGAGCAGCGUCACCCACUGCGGCACCGACCCGCAGGAGCGCCGGUGGGCAAACCCCGACGGGACCACGGCCAGGAUUUUCGGGUUCGUGGCGAAGCAGGCGGGGGCCCCGGGGGGGGGCAAUGCGUGCCACGUGUUCGCGGAGCUGGACCCCGAGCAGCCAGCGGGGGCCAUCGUCACCUUCGUCACCAAAGUGCUGCUGGGGACGCGGCACUGAGGGACACCGGGGACCGCCCUUGCACCCCA
Melozone crissalis (California towhee) is the source of this 4052-nucleotide messenger RNA. It is a transcript of the gene TNS2, whose product is annotated as tensin 2. Gene Ontology annotation, biological process: peptidyl-tyrosine dephosphorylation. Gene Ontology annotation, molecular function: protein tyrosine phosphatase activity; protein binding. The record is from RefSeq and is a predicted model, not a curated record. NCBI's taxonomy places the organism in Eukaryota, Metazoa, Chordata, Aves, Passeriformes, Passerellidae.